GAUGGUGGAUUCUAAGGCUUCUGCUCAGCCAAGCAGGAGUGAAGAGAGAGUUGAAAACACAGAGAAAUUCAAAUCGGACCCUUUAACUGUCACACGUUCUGAGGAGCAGCUGGAACAUCCUGAGGUUUCUGGGCUCCAACAGCAACACGUCCGUAGUGAAGGACACACCAUGUACAGCCCUGCCUUCAGGAGAGCUACUGAAGAGUUCCAGCUAUCCCAGAGAGACCUGAGUCUAACCAGGACUGAGAACACACAUCUUACUGUAGAGCUGGAGAAAGCUUCCGGUUCUACCAACAAACAACAGUACACCAGUGGACAGGGUCGAGAAGAGAGUCUGGCUGAAAAGCUGCGGUCUCUAAAACAGAAAAACAAACAACUGGAACUCAAACUUCAAGAUGUUGCAACCACAGACAGAGAAAUUAGUUUUGUCAGUAACACAACACUACCAGCCACCUGUGAAGACCAGGCUGAAAGAAAAGGAAAGAGGAGGAAAAGAAAGACCCAGAGAGGAGGAAAGGAAGUUAUCUCCACCUCUGGAGAGCUAGAGCAAAUCAGUGACAUCAUCACCUCAGGACUGGAGGCCACACUGCAGGAUGGAGGGAAACCCAAAGACGAGGAGAGAGGGGAAGUAGAGUCUGAAGGAAAGAGAGGAGCUAGGGAUGAGGGGAGAGGGGAAGGAGAGGGGGAGAGAGGAGCUAGGAAUGAGAGGAGAGGGGAAGGAGAGGGUGAGAGAGGAGCUAGGGGUGAUGGAAGCGGGGGAGUAGAGAGGGAGAGAGGAGCUGGAUAUGAGACUCUAUUAGACACUACUCCACUGGCUCCACUGCAGAUCACCUGCCUAAAGAAGCAGGUGGUGGCGCUGCAGGCUGAACUGCAGUCUCUCUCUGAGGAGAACCAGAGAUGGGCUGAGGAGCUGGCAGUGUGGAGGCUGACGGCCCAGACCCCCUGUCUGGACCCAGAGGACCCCAUCGCUGCUACCCUCAGCCCUGCUCCCUUCAGCCCUGGACACAACACUGCUCCCCUCAGCUCUGGACACAACACUGCUCCCCUCAAGCCUGGACACAACACUGCUCCCUCAGGCCGGGACACAACACUGCUCCCCUCAGGCCUGGACACAACACUGCUCCCCUCAGGCCUGGACACAACACUGCUCCCUCAGGCCGGGACACAACACUGCUCCCCUCAGGCCUGGACACAACACUGCUCCCCUCAGGCCUGGACACAACACUGCUCCCCUCAGACACUGCUCCCCUCAGGCCUGGACACAACACUGCUCCCCUCAGGCCUGGACACAACACUGCUCCCCUCAGGCCUGGACACAACACUGCUCCCCUCAGGCCGGGACACAACACUGCUCCCCUCAGGCCGGGACACAACACUGCUACCCUCAGGCCGGGACACAACACUGCUCCCCUCAGGCCGGGACACAACACUGCUCCCCUCAGGCCGGGACACAACACCGCUCCCCUCAGGCCGGGACACAACACUGCUCCCCUCAGGCCGGGACACAACACCGCUCCCCUCAGGCCGGGACACAACACUGCUACCCUCAGGCCGGGACACAACACUGCUCCCUCAGCCCUGGACACAACACUGCUCCCCUCAGGCCGGGACACAACACUGCUCCCUCAGGCCGGGACACAACACUGCUCCCCUCAGGCCGGGACACAACACUGCUCCCCUCAGCCCUGGACACAACACUGCUCCCCUCAGGCCGGGACACAACACUGCUCCCCUCAGGCCGGGACACAACACUGCUCCCCUCAGGCCGGGACACAACACUGCUCCCCUCAGGCCGGGACACAACACUGCUCCCCUCAGCCCUGGACACAACACUGCUCCCCUCAGGCCGGGACACAACACCGCUCCCCUCAGGCCGGGACACAACACUGCUCCCCUCAGGCCGGGACACAACACUGCUCCCCUCAGGCCGGGACACAACACCGCUCCCCUCAG
Molecule: messenger RNA, 1953 nt
Organism: Oncorhynchus masou masou (cherry salmon)
Lineage: Eukaryota; Metazoa; Chordata; Actinopteri; Salmoniformes; Salmonidae
Exons: 2
Source: RefSeq, a predicted model, not a curated record